Molecule: messenger RNA, 3669 nt
Organism: Pygocentrus nattereri (red-bellied piranha)
Lineage: Eukaryota; Metazoa; Chordata; Actinopteri; Characiformes; Serrasalmidae
Gene: esr2a
Product: estrogen receptor 2a
Exons: 10
Coding region: 431-2158 (575 amino acids)
Biological process (GO): cellular response to estradiol stimulus; estrogen receptor signaling pathway; regulation of DNA-templated transcription
Cellular component (GO): nucleus
Molecular function (GO): sequence-specific DNA binding; nuclear estrogen receptor activity; nuclear receptor activity
Source: RefSeq, a predicted model, not a curated record
GACUGAGAGACUGUGUCAGUCAGUCAGUCAGUCAGCCUGCAGUGCUGAGCUUUAGUACAAAAGCACAGGCACUUGGGAACAGAUGGACUUUAAGGCAGGCUGGCUUUCCUCUCGUUGUUUUCCUCUCAGUCACCCUGUGUACCGAAGGGCGCUGACACGUGGAGCAGUCCGCGGUGGGAGAGAACAAGUGAAGUCAGUUUGGGGACAAAGUCUUUCCCCGUGUCACUGUGAAGAGCUGUUAAUGUCAUUGAAUCCGACGCAACAGUGUAUAUGAAAGGUGCCCUGAUGGAGAUGCAUUAAUCCUCCGUUCAGUCUGACUGCUUCUGAAACCUCACAUUUCUGAUUGCUGAUUAAUUUUCCUGGUCUCCCUGAUCCUGAUGUCCCACGUUGAUGAUGUGACAGUUCUACACCUGGCCUGAAUGCUUUUGCCAUGUCUGAAUCUCCGGAGGGAGAUGCCCCCCUGCAGCAGGAGGCGGACUCCAGCAAAGCAGGGGGCCGAGUGCUCUCCCCUAUGUUUAAUUCCUCCUCUUCCCCCGUCCUGCCCAUGGAAGGCCACCCCAUCUGCAUCCCCUCGCCCUACACGGAUCUUGGCCAUGACUUCACCACCUUGCCUUUUUACAGUCCCAGUAUACUGGGCUACAAUAGCACACCCCUCUCUGACUGCCCCUCAGUGAGGCAAUCUCUCAGCCCUACCCUCCUCUGGCCUUCUCACAGCUACGUGUCCCCACUGACCCUUCACUGCUCGCAGACCCACACCCAGCAGAACCAGCUCAGCAGUGGAUCCUGGCAAGAUCUGACCCCCUACACAACUGAGGAGAACGGCAAACCAAUAGGGAAAAGGUCAUUGGAAUGUGGGGAGAGCUUUAGCUCCGUAGAGAGUAAAACAGACAUGCACUUCUGCGCUGUAUGCAGUGACUAUGCCUCUGGUUACCACUACGGCGUCUGGUCCUGCGAGGGAUGCAAAGCCUUCUUCAAAAGGAGUAUCCAAGGCCACAAUGACUACAUCUGCCCUGCAACCAACCAGUGCACCAUUGAUAAGAACAGACGCAAGAGCUGCCAGGCCUGCAGGCUUCGCAAGUGUUACGAAGUGGGAAUGAUGAAGUGUGGUAUGCGGCGAGACCGUAGCAGUUACAGUCGUGGAGGCCCACAGUCAAGGAGAGCGACACGUUUCCCUACAAGAGCAGUAACGGGUAGCCAGAGACAGGCAGAGCGGAGAGGCUUGCCACCCAUUAGGGUAAAAGAAGUUUUUACUGCGACACUGAGCCCAGAGGAGCUCAUAGGCCGGAUUAUGGAUGCAGAACCGCCAGACAUUUAUCUGAUGAAGGACAUGAAGAAACCCUUUACUGAGGCUAAUGUCAUGAUGGCACUCACAAAGCUGGCUGACAAAGAGCUCGUCCACAUGAUCAGCUGGGCCAAGAAGAUCCCUGGUUUCAUCGAGCUCAGUCUCUUUGACCAGGUCCACCUGUUAGAGUGCUGUUGGUUAGAGGUGUUGAUGUUGGGGCUGAUGUGGAGGUCUGUUAAUCAUCCUGGAAAGCUCAUCUUCUCCCCUGAUCUCAUUCUCAGCAGGGAUGAGGGCAGUUGUGUGCAAGGCUUCGUGGAGAUUUUUGACAUGCUGGUGGCGGCCACAUCCCGAUUCAGAGAGCUGAAUCUACAGCGAGAGGAGUAUGUCUGCCUCAAGGCCAUGAUCCUCCUCAACUCUAAUAUGUGUCUGAGUUCGGCCGAAGCAGGAGAGGAGCUGCAGAGCAGGACCAAACUGCUGCAGCUGCUGGACUCAGUGACUGAUGCGCUGGUGUGGGCCAUCUCUAAGACGGGCUUGAGCUUUCAGCAGCGCUCUGCACGCCUUGCACACCUGCUCAUGCUGCUCUCACACAUACGCCAUUUAAGUAACAAAGGUAUGGACCACCUGCAUUGCAUGAAGAUGAAGAAGGUGGUGCCUCUGUAUGACCUGCUGCUGGAAAUGCUUGAUGCUCACAUCAUGCACAGCUCACGCUUGCCCCACGCUGGUCCAAGAGAGCCCACUGUUCCCAAGGAGAGCCCCCAAGAACAGGAAGCUUACAACUUCUCCUCUCAUCAGUGGCCCCAGCCUGGUGUAGAGGGCCCUGUGGAACUCAGCCAAACUGUGCACAAAAGUGACCUUAGCAUUGUGAAGAUGGACUGAAGCAACACAGGAAGUAGAUGUUUUUGUCAAGAGCACUCAUUUUCUGUGGAACGAAAGAGGUCUUCAUACAAAGCAUGAAGGCUCAAAGAACCGAUCACCUGUACAAAGCCUUUUAUGAAAAUGAGGAUGGCAGAGUUACGCAUUCCUGGAAGUCAUCAGUGGUCAUAUUCAGUGGUUUCACACGCUCACAGAACAACCUGCAUACUUUGAAGCCAAACGUAAUGCAUAUAUUGUGUGUCUUCUAAGCCGUUCUUUUAUAUAGUACACUAGGCUGAAAUUUCUCUGGCUAUUCUUAUAGGACAAUCCUAACUUUCCACUGUGAUUAUGUUUGAAUCACAGGUCUAUAAAAGUGACAUGAGUCACUCUUGCACUGUAAAAUUUAGUUAUGACCCCGAAACAGGUGUUCUGACCAGUUGUUGUAAUCACCAUCUUGUGCCUGUACUAUAGCUUUAAAGCUUUUGUAAUUUUGGACUAGUAUUUAGCCUUAAGCCUUAUUCUUAGGCUUUACGAUUGAGACGCCCCAUUUACAGGGUAAAUCCAAGACUACUGUUGGCUUAAUCUGCCAAAUAUGCACUAAAUACAUCAUGAAAUAUCACAUAAGAGCUGUCAGUGAUGUAAACAAAAUCUUACGCUUAAGUGCACAGAAUGUAAUAUUGAGAAAUGUUGACACAGUUAUGUAAAUAAAUCUAAACCUAAUUUGCCAUAGACAGUUUUGUACUUCAGCAAUUAAGGUGUCAAAACCUUAUCAGCCAAAGACAAACAGCAAGCCAUCAUGUUUAGUGCGUGACACAAUAGCCAAAUUUACUACUAUAUGAUGACAUGCAAGUAGUUUGAUGAGAUGCUCAUCACUGUCAUGGUUUACAAAAUAUUUAGGCAGCUUCUAAAUGUAAAGCAGUAGCAUUAUGCUCUUCUCACAGUUUUCUGGUUUAGGGUUUUUUCCUAACUGUGGCCUGCAGACUGAUGAGUGAUGUAGUAUUCUGUUCUUGGCUGUUAUCCACCAAAAUCACUAGUGGCUAAUGUCUUGUGCAAGCAAAGCCAAGCUUUUGUUUUUAUUUUUAAUAUUACUCUUCAACACUAUUCAAACCUGGGAACCUGUAGGGAGAAAAAGAUGCAGAAUUUUUGUAAAGAGUCACCUGUGGAAAGCUGCACUUUUUUACAUUCCAAAAAAAGAUGAAAAAAUGUUUUUCAUGUAUCGAAUUUCUGUUGAAAUGCAUGUAACUUGUUUCACCAUCAACGGCUAGACGCAGGAGAAAGCACAGAUCAUACGACAGCUAUGGAUUUGAAGCUUUAAUGCUUAGUUGUAUCAGUGGUAACCCAUGACUGCAUGAAGUUCAUUCUAACGUGCUAAGUCUGACAUUGGUUUGUCUUUUGGUGAAUGUUGUAGCUGAGCAUGGAUUCUUAUUUAACUGGAGACAAGCUUGUGUAAACUGUGUUACAGGGUUAUCAAAUACCAAAUGUUCAUCCUUACAAGGUUCUCAUCAUUCAAUAAAAUGUCGUGUCAUCUUCAAAAA